CACGCUGGGAUCGCGGCGGCUCCCGGGAGCGAUUCCCGGGAGCGAUUCCCGCAGCGAUUCCCGGGAGCGAUUCCCGCAGCGAUUUCCGGGAGCGGUUCCCCGGAGCGAUUCCCGCAGCGAUGUUCCGCCGUCCGCCGCGCAACUUCCGCGGCCGGCGGCGCGCAGCCUCCAGCGGCAGCAGCGAGGGCGAGCCGGAGCCGGAGCCGGAGCCGCGGGCGGAGCCGGCCGCAGCCCCGUCCCCGGACUCGGGCGCCAGCUCGCCCUCGGAGCGGGAAGCGGAGCCCGAGGAGGCAGAGGGCGAUCCCGGCGCGGAAGGGCCGCUGCCCGCGGAGGAGCCGGCCCGCAGCCCCCGCGGCCGGGCGCGCAGAGCCGGGGCGGGCACGGGCCCGGGGCAGCGCCGAGCCGGGGCCGCAGCGGGGCCGGGCCGCGCCGGGAAGGAGCUGCUGAGCUUCGGCGGCGAGGAGGAGCGGGAAGGUGAAGAGUUUUUUAAAGUUAAAAAGCCAUCCUUCAACGAAGUAACCUUUAGAAUUAAAAAGAAGGAAAGCUUACUGCCUGCACAGACAGAAGCUGAAGAAAGCAAAAAAAUCUGUCAGUUGGAGCCUGGAGUUGGCAACACCAAAGAUGCUCGUGAAGAGGAUGAGGACAAUGAGGAUGAAACUUAUUCUUCACUGAAUGAGGAUUACAACAGCUCAGAUUCUGAAAAUGAAUCCAGCUCUCCACAAAGGAGGAAGGAUUUAUCACCAGGCAAUAUCCCCAGUGCAGCUCACGUUGAGGCUGCUCGGAGGAAGCGUCACUUAGCCAGGACAGAGGCUGAUUAUCUUGCCCUGGAUGUUUCAAACAGUCCUCAGGUCCUUCAGAGAAGAGGAAGCAGUGAUUUGGAGAGUGAAGAUGAGUCUGAAACAAAGAAUCUCGAUUUUGCUCCUAAAAUGAGAACUCUUAGGCAGAGGAUGACUGAAGACAUGGUGUCUCUGGGUGAUGCAUCAAGUGACGAUGAAGCCAAGUGGGAAGAACAGCAAAUAAAGAAAGCUGUUAAACUCUCUCAGGAAAUUUGUGAUGAUGCUUCUGUGUGUAAAUAUCAACCAACCAAACCCAAAUUUGAUACCUCUGUUUCUCUACCACCUGUGAAUCUGGAAAUUGUGAAGAAGAGAUUGACUGAAAGGAUAACGUCCUUACAGGAUGUGCACCGUGCCCACCAGAGAGAGUAUGAAAAAUAUAUGGAGGAUAUUGAGAGCUCAAAGAUGUCUGUCCAGGAGUUGGAGAAGUCUUCAGAUGCAGCUAUGAAUUACAAAUUCUACAGGACCAUGAAAACAUAUGUAGAAAACUUGAUAAACUGUUUGAAUGAAAAACUGAAGGACAUUAAUGAACUGGAGUGGGCUGUGCAUGCCCUUCUUCAGCAACGAGCCGUGAGAGUAUCGAAGCGAAGGCAAGAGGAGCUGAAAAAUGAAUCUGCUUAUGUUCAGCAUCUGACAAGUGGGAAUGACAAACCAGUGAAAAGCAAAUUGGAAGGUGAUGAGAAGACACAGGUUCUGGAAAUGUGUGAGCACCGAAGGGCUUGCAGGCGGCAGGCGAGGGAGCAAUUGGGAGAAGGAGAUCACCAUGAGGGCUUGUCGAGUGAUGAGGAGCUGACUCCCACAGAGCUGGAGGAGUUCCAGAAGAGCAAAGAUAACGUUUUAGAGGAUAGUAGGAAAAUCUUUGAAGAUGUACAUGCAGAUUUUUGUGACAUCAGAAAAAUCCUGUUGAAAUUCCAGGAAUGGAAAGAAAAGUUUCCUGACUCUUACUGUGAUGCUUACAUCAGUUUCUGCCUGCCUAAGCUACUAAACCCGUUGAUCAGAGUUCAGUUGAUAAGUUGGAAUCCUCUUGAGCAGACUUUUACAGAGUUGGAAGAGAUGCCCUGGUUCAAAGCUAUAGAAGAAUUCAGUGAUGCAGGAAAUGUAUCUGAAUCAAAAAGAGAUGAUGAUCAUGAUAAAGAAGUUUUGCCUAGAGUGAUUGAAAAAACUGUUCUUCCCAAAAUUACAGCAUUUGUGAAGAGUGUGUGGGAUCCUUUAUCUACUUCACAGACAAAGAACCUUGUACAGCUUUGCAAUAACAUCUUUGGAAGACAAAUCCUUUCCAAAAAUGAGUCCAGCCGAGCAAGAGAGGAUUUGAUGAACACGGUUGUCCUAAGAAUGAAGAAAUCUGUAGAGGAAGAUGUCUUUAUUCCUCUGUAUCCUAAAAGCACUGUGGAAGACAAGUCAUCACUACGUUCAAAAUUUCAAGAGAGACGAUUUUGGUCAGCUGUUAAGCUGCUCUCCAAUGUUGUUCUUUGGGAUGGGAUUGUCCAGGAAGACAAGGUGCGUGAUUUGGGACUGAGCAAGCUGCUGAAUCGUUACCUUCUCCUGAACAUCCUAAACACACCGCUAGGGCCAGAAAAUACUGAAAAGUGUAAUAAGGUGGUUGCAUGCCUUCCAGAAAGAUGGUUUCAAGAUCUCAAGGGUGGAUCAACUCUCCCUGAAUUACUGAACUUCAGCCAGCACUUGCUGCAAUGUGCUCGUGAGCUACACAAGGACAACCACAGUGAUGAAACAAAAGAAGUUCUUCUCCUGUUGGUGAAAAUUGGAGCUUUGCAUAUUGUAGAAGACUUCAUUGAAGAGCAUAAACUUGAACACCUUAAAGCAGUGACUGGGAAAUAGAAACCUUUGAAGGAAUGCUUACAUUACUGAAACAAGCCUGCUACUCACAGUAAACCAGUUCUAAUAUGAAACUUAAUUAGUGGAUCCUGUCUACUCAGAGGUAGUGGUAAUCGCUAUCUUGGUCUCACUAAAUACAUGAGGUGUUUUUCCAAAAUGUUUUUUACUAUGCCAUCUACUCCUAGAUUAGGCAGUAUUUAGAAGUUGCAGUUGUCAAAGCAAUGGUUCAGGCAUUCUAAAACGUGUGACAGUGCUUUACUGCUGUAUCCUUCUUGAAGGAAACUUGCAAACAGAAAGUGCCUGUGAACUUCAUCACUGCUAGCCAGUAAACAACUUGACAGGUUAUUUCCAGUACUAAUUGCCAAAUACCAUUUGACUCAGCAGUCACUGAGCUCUUCUGACUUGUGGUCCACAGAGAUUUUUGGUAGGGUUAUUGUUCAGCCAUUCCUAGCGAAAAGGAUUCAUGAUGCCCCUGAUACAGAAACAAGGGGGGCUCAGUGUGCAGGUAAGGAAUCAGGAUUUGCAGACACUGUGAUGAUGAGAAGAACAGAACAACUUCAGUUACUUUCUAGUAACUGGAGUUCUAGAAAUCUCCCUUUGCUUCCCAGUAAGCUCCACAGAACUUUACUUCUUCAUAUCCUUACUAGGAUAUUAUAUUAUUUCUAAUGUUUUGUAAUUUUGUAUAUUUGCAAUAAAUAUUGUUACAGAAUAACAGUGAUGUUUCAUUGUAAAAACUGUAAUGCAUCACAGAAUCUAUAUGUUCGUGACUAUUUCUCCAAAAUCUUCUGGGAAUAGAAUUUAACUCUUGUAGACUUAAUCCUUAUGCCUUCUUUUUAUAUUUUUUUAAGUUAAAAUAUAUUUUUGUAAAAUAUUUUAAUUGUAAAUAGGUUUGAUCAGUAUUACAGACAAAAGAUUAAAAAUAAUUAGGGUUUUUUUGAAAAUAAAAUAUUUUACUGUGGUAAUGACUCUUACAGCUCAUUUCUUUAAUGUGUGACAAAAUGUUAUGAAGUUGUAUGAAAAUAAGCCCUUCCAGUUCCACUAACAUACAGCAGCUUCAGGAUUUAUGUUAUAUGUAAAUGCCACUUUCUAAUAAUCAAUUUCUGCUGUUUUUCCUCUCAGAAUGCAACAAAAAUGCAACUGGUGAUCAGCAAUCACCACAAGCUCAUGAUCUCAUUGCUUUUCUCUUGUUCUGCUUUGCCUCAUGCCAGCUUGUC
This is a messenger RNA of Motacilla alba alba, 3880 nucleotides long. It is a transcript of the gene GCFC2, whose product is annotated as GC-rich sequence DNA-binding factor 2. Gene Ontology annotation, molecular function: DNA binding. The coding region runs from base 120 to 2669 and encodes 849 amino acids. The transcript has 18 exons. Gene Ontology annotation, biological process: mRNA splicing, via spliceosome. Gene Ontology annotation, cellular component: nucleus. The record is from RefSeq and is a predicted model, not a curated record. Lineage: Eukaryota; Metazoa; Chordata; Aves; Passeriformes; Motacillidae.